This is a messenger RNA of Penicillium malachiteum, 2709 nucleotides long. RefSeq names its product WD repeat protein. Gene Ontology annotation, biological process: positive regulation of transcription by RNA polymerase I; positive regulation of rRNA processing. Bases 1 to 2709 code for a protein of 902 amino acids. Gene Ontology annotation, cellular component: nucleolus. Gene Ontology annotation, molecular function: protein binding; RNA binding. The transcript has 3 exons. Lineage: Eukaryota; Fungi; Ascomycota; Eurotiomycetes; Eurotiales; Aspergillaceae. The record is from RefSeq and is a predicted model, not a curated record.
AUGUCGCCGAAACACCAAAAACGUUCCCGAGCCAACGAUGCUGCCGACAAACCACCUCGACCGACCGAGGAACGAGUCAAGAGACGCCGAACUUCAGAUACUCCCAAUGUGAAGGAUACCAAAAAGGCAAAGAGUUCCACCUCUACGGAGGUUGUCCCGGCAGUCGAGGCCUCAUCAUUGGCCGUGCAGAAACAGCAGAGCACUGCUCCAUGGUCAUUUUCACGCCCUGUUGGUGGUCGCUACAGCAAUGUGAACCCUGUGAUGACCCAGGAUGAGGCGUACCUCUUUGUUGGACUCGAUACAGCCGUCCAAGUCUUUGCAACUUCGACAUCCCGUCUUGUGCGAACCUUGCAGAUGGAGGCUGGACAGCAUGUCAUUGGAUACCAGAUCUGCCCUACCGACCAGGAGGUCCUCUAUAUCUUCACAUCCGGCUUUGUGACUAAGUGGAACUGGGAUUCUGGGAAGCGAAUUGCCCGCUGGGAAGCAGGCGCUCGCACGGUUGCAGUUGAUGUGACCACUAUUGCCAACGUGGAUAGCCCAGCUGCUUAUUCCAUUCUGGUUCAAAAGGAUGGAAAGAGACAGGUUGUAUUCAAUGCGUUGGGAGACAAGAAGUCGACUCCCAUUGUUGCUCUUCAAACUGGCGAGCAGAUCAACACUAUUCAAGUUGCCUACGGUGGACGGGUCGUUGUUGCUUGUGAUGGCCCACGCAUUUUCCUGGGUACCACAGCCAGUAUUGACCUUGAGAUCCCCAAUGCCACACAAUAUACUUGGAGGGAAGCUACCCUUCCGGUUUCCGCCACAUGUUUCCACUUGCGAGAAUCCUCAUCCACAAAGAACCAGGCUCCCGAAGUGAAGGGCCUGAAGGCCUCAGAGACCAUUGAUUUGGCCCUAGGUGAAACUGGUGGAUCCAUCUUGAUUUACCAAGAUAUUUUGAACACUCUGUUCGCCCGUGCUUCGGAUAAGAAGUCAUCCCCUAGGAAAUUACACUGGCACCGUGGCUCUGUGAAUACUGUGAGGUGGUCCAGAGAUGGUAACUACGUUAUUUCCGGAGGAAACGAGUCCGUCAUUGUUUUAUGGCAAUUAGAUACCGGCAGGAAACAAUUCUUGCCUCAUUUGUCUUCUCCUAUCCUCAACGUUACUGUUUCACCACAAGGGACUUCCUACUUGGUGCAGCUGGCUGAUAACUCCAUCAUUGUCUUAUCUGCACGAGAGCUCCAGCCAUCCGCCACCAUUACCGGUUUACAACUCGGUUGCGAUGCUGGAAACGCCAAGGAGUCCGCUUCAAGGAAGGCUCUCAGCCCCGUUGCAGCUUUGCACCCGCAACACCCUGAGCACCUGCUCGUUGCUGUUCCUGCCUCUCAGCAAGGCUCUCAGCGCACUAACGCCGCCGUACUGCAGACUUUCGAUAUCAGAUCUAACUCCCAUAUCUCUCGCCAAGCCCUGGCCCGAACCAACACUACCACAAUCAACAUUGGUCCUGAAGGCUCACCGAUAACCACACCUGAUAUUCGGAAUAUGGAUAUUCUUCACAACGGCAAAUGGUUGGCCACUGUUGAUACUUGGAACCCACGCUCUCAGGACGUGGAGGUUCUGGCUGGAGUUAGCUCAAAGCAGAACGACUCUUCACUGCGACCAGAGAUCUUCCUCAAGUUCUGGAAGUGGAGUGCAUCCUCUAAUAUUUGGGAACUGGUUACUCGUAUUGAUGGACCUCACUUUAAUGACAACCACCACUCAACGGUCCUCGGCCUAGCCGCCCGUCCUCUCUCACAUGAAUUUGCAACCCUCGGCGCAGAUGCCUUCCUUCGUUUCUGGUGCCCCACCGCUCGACACCGCAGUGGUCUGAAGACAGACUCUAACGAGCAACACCUGGACACAUGGAAGUGCCGUAGCGCCGUUGACUUGACUGGAUUCCUUGGUGACACAGCUGUACCUGUCAAGCAGGCAUGCAUCAGCUUCUCCGAGGAUGGUUCAGUACUCGCCGUUUGCCUGCCAUCGGACUCCGGCGCUAACGACGGUCUCGUUCUUCUGAUCGAUGUUCACAGUUGCUCCGUACACUACCGACGAACUGGUAUCUUCCUCGGUGUUCCUCACUCAGCCAAGUUCCUGGGACGUAACCUCAUUGUUGCAUCCAUGGGAUCAGUAACAGUUUGGGAUACCGUCGAUGAUGUCGUCAAGCCUGCUCAGCUUCCUGCAUCUAUUGACCAGACCAACACCAAGUCCGGAACCGCUCCGCUCAUUGCCGUAAACUCCAGAACUCAAACCCUGGCCAUUGCCAGCCGCGGAGCCGAUAGCACAAACGCAAAGAAGCGACGCAAGGCUCAGUACCAUUUCCGAAUCUACGACCUGCCAUCCAUGGAGUUGGUCUUCCAAGAAACUCUUGGCAGCUGUCCUCUUACCCUUCUCUCUGAUGUCUACUCCGGUGACUACAUCAUCAUUGAUUCCACAGCCAGUAUCCUCCGACUUGGCUGCUUGGAGAAGGCCUCCCAGAAGAACGUCCAAUCUUCAGAAGUGACAAGCCACCUUACCUCAGGAUUGGCUAGUAUCUUCAGCCAAGGACCUGAGAGGGCUCCUGUACAGGCUAUUGAGGGUGAUUACUCCUCUGCUCAAACCAAGGGAUUGGCUAGUGUCUUUGGUGACACUCCUUCAUUCUCUUUGCCUUCUAUGGGUGUUUUAUUCAGAAAUGUUGUCCAAACGCUAGGAAGCAGCUAA